AUGAAACGAAAGCUGUCGUCGUCUGAUGCUGACAACCUCAUCUGGCAGGUCGACGAACACCCGCCGGCCGACGAGGCACAGAUCGGAGAACAUCGCGGUCCGUGCGCCAUCGACUACGACUCACACACAUACGAGGUACCCGCUCGCCCGUUCCUUCCACUAUCUACCACCUUACCGUCCUUGCUCUCCAAGUAUAGGCCUCCGCGACCCCGCCUCGCGACUAUUAGGCUCGACCGAACCCCGCCAUCCGUGCACCGACGCUCCAUUCCCGACCCAGCGAUGGCACAUACUAUCGAAACUCAUCCCUUCUCUUACGCGCCCGCAACGAGGACAUUAUCUGACAAAAUGACACAACCUAACUUGCUUGAUCCACAAAAACGAUUGGUAAGGCACCGACUGUUCCGAGAGCACUGUGUUUGCGUUUAUGGCAACUACAUCAAGGAUCUUUCCAUCCUUGGACGAGAUCUUUCUCGAACUAUUAUCAUCGAUAAUGCUCCACAGUCGUUCGCUUACCAAAUCGACCGACACAUGAAAUUCCCCAUCGAAAGCGGCUCUCCAUACGAAAUGAUACGGAUACUUCUGAAUCCCUCUCCCCCAUCCCCGCAAGCCUCUCCUACGAGCGCCUCCAACAUUCUCUUUGCAAUCGCUUCUAACUAUUUUGUAAUGGUAGCCAUUAACUCUUAUGCUGUGGUUCAUCCAAGGAUGCUGAUGUUAGCCAAUGUACCACCGCUUACCGAUGAAAUGAGGUUUCGCUGCCCUGCACUGCCAUUGCGAACACGAUCCACUCCUGAAUUCACACUUGUUUUGGAUUUGGAUGAAACUCUUGUUCACUGCAGUCUUAGUCCACUUGUUGACGCCUCCAUGGUUUUCCCUGUGAACUUUCAGAACAACACAUACGAGGUAUACGUGCGAUUGCGACCGCAUCUGCACACUUUCCUUGAGAGGUUGUCAGCCAACUAUGAAAUCAUCCUUUUCACGGCAAGCAAGAGAAUUUAUGCUGACAAACUGUUGAACUUGCUUGAUCCACAAAAACGAUUGGUAAGGCACCGACUGUUCCGAGAGCACUGUGUUUGCGUUUAUGGCAACUACAUCAAGGAUCUUUCCAUCCUUGGACGAGAUCUUUCUCGAACUAUUAUCAUCGAUAAUGCUCCACAGUCGUUCGCUUACCAAAUCGACAACGGAAUUCCCAUCGAAAGCUGGUUCCAUGAGAAAGAUGAUACGGAGCUUCUGAAGCUGCUGCCAUUCCUGGAAAGCCUUCCGAAAGAGAAACGCGAUGUACGUGAAAUUCUACGAGAGAAAUACCGAAUUAGGGAGAUGCUACCUCCCCCCUCAUAUCUGACAGUACCAUCAGAACCGCUGUGUUCCGGUUGGAUUGUCAACAGGAAAUGUAAAUAUUAUAUAGUUAUAGUCGAUACAGAAGUCCAGUGGUAUUCCAAAGUGAGUUCCUUAUUCGAAAAUUUGGCAUUUAAUGAUCAGCUGUACUCAUUUGUGAAAUGA
This is a messenger RNA of Ostertagia ostertagi, 1497 nucleotides long. Lineage: Eukaryota; Metazoa; Nematoda; Chromadorea; Rhabditida; Trichostrongylidae. The record is from the annotation of a GenBank genome assembly.